Molecule: messenger RNA, 1073 nt
Organism: Copidosoma floridanum
Lineage: Eukaryota; Metazoa; Arthropoda; Insecta; Hymenoptera; Encyrtidae
Product: COUP transcription factor 2
Biological process (GO): regulation of DNA-templated transcription
Molecular function (GO): DNA-binding transcription factor activity; zinc ion binding; sequence-specific DNA binding
Source: RefSeq, a predicted model, not a curated record
AUGUCAAAGAAAGAUGAUCACUCCAACUUUGGCGAGCCUGCAAUGGCCCUUGCUGCGUCGGCACAGCACGAAUCCUGCUACACCAAUGCAAACGACGCUUGGAUCAUGGACAGUGGAGCGUCAAUGCACAUCACGCACCGACUUGACUUCUUGCAGGAUUCCGUCGUGACAGUGAUACUGUCCGUACAAAGAGGGAGAGUUCCAUCAUUACACACUAACAAUUCUGGAUAUUCUGGACAAUUUUUGUUGGCAAAUGAGAAUGUAAUUUCAAGCUCUCAAUCAAGUAGCAACUCCUACAUCCCAUCUUUUUUGAGUUUACUUUUAAGAGCUGAGCCAUAUUCAACAUCAAGAUAUAGUCAAAGUAUGCAGCCACAAAAUGUUAUUGGAAUUGACAGUAUUUGUGAGCUGGCAGCAAGACUAUUAUUUUCUGCUGUGGAGUGGACAAGACACAUACCUUAUUUUCCAGAGCUUCAAGUAACAAACCAAGUAGCACUUUUAAGAUUAGUGUGGAGUGAGCUUUUUGUAUUAAAUGCUAGUCAAUGUUCAAUGCCCCUAAAUGUUGCCCCAUUACUAGCAGCAGCAGGUCUUCAUGCCUCACCUAUGGCAGCUGAUAAAGUUGUUGCUUUUAUGGACCACAUUCGAAUUUUUCAAGAGCAGGUAGAAAAAUUAAAGGCUCUACGUGUGGACUCUGCAGAAUACAGCUGCCUGAAAGCGAUAGUCUUGUUUACGACAGACGCAUGUGGCUUAUCAGAUGUGGCUCACAUAGAAUCUCUUCAAGAGAAAGCUCAAUGCGCUCUAGAGGAAUACUGUCGGACGCAAUAUCCUAGCCAGCUAACAAGAUUUGGAAAACUUUUACUAAGACUGCCCUCGCUGAGAGCAGUAUCUUCUCAAGUUAUAGAACAGCUGUUUUUCGUUCGCCUUGUAGGUAAAACACCGAUCCAAACACUAAUACGUGACAUGCUGCUGAGUGGCAGCAGUUUUAAUUGGCCUUAUGUCUUAUCAUCAACAUCAUUUUAAGAACUUUAUAUAAUGUAAUUGUUUGGUACUAAAAAUAAAAAUUUGAAUGUAUUGUA